Molecule: messenger RNA, 1797 nt
Organism: Lachancea nothofagi CBS 11611
Lineage: Eukaryota; Fungi; Ascomycota; Saccharomycetes; Saccharomycetales; Saccharomycetaceae
Source: the annotation of a GenBank genome assembly
AUGAGAAUCAAGAAGAGAAACGUCAGCGGAAACGCUAGAAACUUCGUGACCCGUUCCCAGGCGGUUCGCAAGCUGCAAGUCUCCUUGGCUGACUUUAGAAGACUGUGUAUCUUCAAAGGUAUCUAUCCUCGUGAGCCGCGCAACAAGAAGAAAGCCAACAAAGGCUCGACGGCUCCUACCACGUUCUACUACUCGAAGGACAUCCAGUAUUUGAUGCAUGAACCCGUCUUGCAGCGUUUCCGUGAGCAUAAAACCUUCGCAAAGAAAUUGACCAAAGCGCUUGGCAGAGGUGAGGUUUCCGCAGCUAAAAGACUUGAAACCAACAGUCCAAACUACAAACUGGACCAUAUCAUCAAGGAACGUUAUCCAGGUUUCCCAGAUGCCUUGAGAGACAUUGACGACGCGCUCAACAUGCUAUUUCUGUUUGCCAAUUUGCCGGCAUCGGACCAGGUGUCUUCCCGAGUCACUCAAGAUGCACAGAGCAUUUGUAACCAAUGGUUGGCCUAUGUCUCCCGCGAGAGAGCCGUCCGCAAAGUUUUCGUAUCCAUCAAGGGUGUUUAUUAUCAGGCAUCUGUGAAGGGUGAGGACAUCAGAUGGCUCGUUCCUUACAAAUUCCCAGAAAACAUUCCAAGUGACGUUGAUUUCAGAAUCAUGCUUACGUUCCUCGAAUUUUACUCCACUUUGAUGCAUUUCGUACUUUACAAGCUAUACACUGACUCUGGUUUGGUAUAUCCUCCUAAGUUGGAUCUUGCCAAAAACAAAAUUAUCGGUGGUUUAAGCGCUUACGUCUUGGAAAGCAAUGCCGAAGAAUCGGCUUUGACUGCUCCACAAUUAUCUGCUACAUCUGUGGAGGCGAAGGCAUUGGAUGCAAGCACAUUAUCUUCGGCCUUGAAGGCUGAUAAUGCUGGCGGCGCAGAAAAUGAAGACAGUGACCAAGAAGGCGCUGAUGAGGAGACCGUACUGGAUACUUUUGAAGACUCGAAUAAGAACAAGGGUGAUCUUUUGGACCAGCCUAGCAAAUACGAUUCGCCCGCUGCGACUCUAUUCUCUGACUUCGUUUUCUUUAUCUCAAGAGAAGUUCCAGUCGACAUUUUAGAGUUCUUGAUCUUAUCUUGUGGUGGUUCUGUCAUAUGUGAGGCUGCGUUGGACCAAUUGGAAUCCCGUAAAGAUAUUGACUUGUCUAAAGUAACCCAUCAAAUAGUGGACAGACCUGUGUUGAAAAAUAAGGUUGGUGGCAGAACAUACCUACAACCGCAAUGGGUGUUUGAUUCGAUUAACAAAAGCGAAUUGGCACCUGCGAGCCAGUAUCUACCAGGUGAACCAUUGCCUCCACAUCUAUCGCCUUGGGGUGAUGCUGGUGGAUACGAUCCAACUGCAGAGCUUGUUGACGAAGAGGAUGAAGAAGAUGAAGUCGAGGUUCAAGAUGAAGAGGAACAGGACGUGAGUGACAAAGAAGAGAAUGAUGCAGAGGUUGUGGAAUUAGUCGCCGAAGAAGAGGAAAGUGAUGAAGAUCUUGACGCUCAGAAGGAACUAGAGUUGGAAGCUAAGGGUAUCUCAUAUUCUGAUGCGAAGGAUAAAAAGGAAGUCAAGAAACCAAAGAAAGCGGCUAAGCGUAAGGCCACUGAGGAGGAGGAGGAGAAGGACUUGAAGACUAUUAUGAUGAGUAACAAGCAGCGUAAACUUUACAAGAAGAUGAAGUAUUCUAAUGAAAAGAAGGAUGACAGAGUCGACAAGUUGAAGCUGAAAAAGAAAGCUAUCGCUAAGGCCAAAUCUAAGUUGACAGAUUUGGAAAAAUAA